Molecule: messenger RNA, 204 nt
Organism: Ichthyophthirius multifiliis
Lineage: Eukaryota; Ciliophora; Oligohymenophorea; Hymenostomatida
Exons: 1
Source: RefSeq, a predicted model, not a curated record
AUGUAAUUAUUUAUAAGCAUUAUUUGGCCUUUUAAAAUAUAUGAGUUUUUAAAUAAGAUAAAAAUAUUAAAAUAAUCACUAGAAAUAUUUCAAAAAUAUAUACUAUUAUUCCUAUAAUUAAAAGUUCUGUAGUUUGUGUUUUUUUUUGAAUUAAAUCUUAUAUUAAAAUUGAUAUAAAAUCAAAUAGUAUUAGAAUUAAAAUGA